AUGUCCAAUCGAGUGUUUGACAAUUCAGAAAACCGCAAUGUCAUACAAGGGUUUAACAAAAAUGCUCAGCAACAACACAAACAACACAAACAACAACUGCUCAAUCAGAAUUCAAAGCUAAAGCAAGAUUUCAAAAAGAGACCUAUUCAAACAUUUGCCCGUGUUCCACUAGGUGGGAAAGACCAGAAUACAAAUUCUAUAUCACUCAAUCGCUCGAAAUCGAGUCUAACGUCGACUAAAUUUAAUCCACCAAGAUUAACAAAGUCCAAUUCAAGUUUGGGAAUCCCAGCUGUCUCCGUGUUACAAGAUGAUGUAGCUAUUUCUGCACCUGUAUCUUUAUCUUCAUCUUCAGCAUCAGCUUCAACCUCAUCUAUACCUUCAACUUCAUCUACUCGUGUACCAGCAACAUCAUUUGCACAUUCUCAUGUUCCUAUUCUGACGGAGAAAUCAAAGAAAAGAGUGCUAUUAGAGGCUUUACCCGAGCACUUGAACAUGGCUUCACCCAAAAGGUCCAAAGAAGAAAACUUUACGGAUUCAUUGAUGAAAUUAGAAAUACCUGAGAAGCCGCCAGUUGGUAGAGGACAUCAACUUGUAUUUUCGCUGCAAACUGAUAAGCUUCAUGCUAGACAUGUGAUUGAUAGAAAUGUUAAUAAUAUGGAUCCAAUGAAACGAGAUCUACUGAACAACAAGAGCAGAAAUGACAUUAUAGAUGAAUUGGUUGAACUUCAUUGGAGAGAUCCAAUUGAGACUAUACCAGAGCAACGACCGGGACUGGUAGAAGAACGAGAAGAGAUAUAUCCAAGUUUAUUUGAUGAACUGGAAUUGCAAUUUUUCUCUACUCCAAACAUAGUCAAUGAAGGCGAUUACAAAGAUGAGUACAAAGAUAAGUAUGAUUCUGGUGACCUCACUAUUGAUGUGGAUUAUGAGGACGAUAUUGGAUUGAAUGAUGAAGAUUUGCGUAACUUGCUAGAUUAA
Molecule: messenger RNA, 975 nt
Organism: Lodderomyces elongisporus
Lineage: Eukaryota; Fungi; Ascomycota; Pichiomycetes; Serinales; Debaryomycetaceae
Exons: 1
Coding region: 1-975 (324 amino acids)
Source: RefSeq, a predicted model, not a curated record